Messenger RNA from Stegostoma tigrinum, 2113 nucleotides. RefSeq names its product zic family member 3 heterotaxy 1 (odd-paired homolog, Drosophila) (gene zic3). The record is from RefSeq and is a predicted model, not a curated record. Gene Ontology annotation, molecular function: RNA polymerase II cis-regulatory region sequence-specific DNA binding; DNA-binding transcription factor activity, RNA polymerase II-specific. The transcript is spliced from 3 exons. NCBI's taxonomy places the organism in Eukaryota, Metazoa, Chordata, Chondrichthyes, Orectolobiformes, Stegostomatidae. Bases 20 to 1345 code for a protein of 441 amino acids. Gene Ontology annotation, biological process: central nervous system development; regulation of transcription by RNA polymerase II. Gene Ontology annotation, cellular component: nucleus.
CAGACCAGGUUGACCCGAGAUGGCGAUGUUGUUGGACGGUGGAGCCCAGUUUCCGAGCCUGGGCGUCGGUAGCUUCGCUGGCCCGCGGCACCAUGAGCUUUCCAACCGAGAGCCGAGCCUGGGCCUCAGUCCGUUCUGCGAUUCGCCUCACCCCGGAGCUUUCAAACUGAGCCCGGCGCCUCCGGAGCUGUCGGCCGGCCAGGCGUCCGCUUUCAGCCCGCAGGGAGGCGGCUACGCGACCGCUCUGGGUCCGCACGCCGUUCCGGUCGGAUCCUACAGCGGGACAUCUUUCAACUCCAGCCGGGAGUUCCUGUUCCGCAGCCGGAGUGUUGGCAUCGCCGAUUCCCCUUCCACAAGUGCACAGCAAGGCAUCUUCCCGUCUCCGGGAGGGGCUCUGCACGCCCCCCCGGGGGUAAAUGACAGUCCGGGACACCUCCUGUUUCCAGCACUGCACGACCAAGCGGCCACUCACCCCUCUCCCAAUGGGCAUGUGGUGAACGGCCAGAUGCGCCUGGGCUUUCAUGGCGAUCUCUUCGGCAGAGGGGACCCUUACCGAGCGGUGAGCAGCCCCCGGACUGAGCCGUACCCUCCGGGCCACCUGCACAAGUACGGCCCCAUGAACAUGAGCGCACACCAUCACCAUGGAGCCGGCGCUUUCUUCCGCUACAUGAGGCAACCCAUUAAGCAGGAACUGCCUUGCAAGUGGAUGGAGGAAGUUCAGAUCCACCGCAGCAAGAAGGUUUGCCAGCGGACUUUCAGCAGCAUGCACGAACUGGUCACUCACAUCACCAUCGAGCACGUUGGGGGACCUGAGCAGAGCAACCACGUUUGUUAUUGGGAGCAGUGCCCGCGCGGAGGCAAAUCGUUUAAAGCCAAAUACAAGCUCAUUAAUCACAUCCGAGUGCACACGGGCGAGAAACCCUUCCCAUGCCCCUUCCCAGGAUGUGGGAAAAUCUUCGCCCGCUCGGAAAACCUCAAGAUUCACAAACGGACCCACACAGGCGAGAAACCGUUUAAGUGCGAGUUUGAAGGGUGCGACAGGAGGUUCGCUAACAGCAGCGACCGUAAGAAACACAUGCACGUCCAUACCUCCGACAAACCGUACAUCUGCAGGAUGUGUGACAAAUCUUACACUCACCCCAGCUCCCUCCGCAAACACAUGAAGGUACACGAACCCCAGGGUUCAGACAACUCUCCAGCCCCGAGUUCCGGUUAUGAAUCUUCCACUCCCCCAAGCCUGCUGUCUACAAACAGCGAGGAGCCCAGUAAAAACCCGGGCCCGGCCGCACACACCACCAACCCCAACCCGCCGCUGCCGCCGAAUUUUAACGAGUGGUAUGUUUGAGAAGUGAACGGGAAGCGUGUUCCCACCUCGGAGCCGGCAGCCUGGAUCUGUUGAAACUUUACCGGGAGUUCUUUUUUUCAUAAGGAAGAGAAGAUUUGUGAUUUCUGUAGGGGACGGCCGGCACUGACGGAAGCUCCGAGAGAUAAUGGCCAGCAGGGUUUUACAAAAAAAACAGGGGCGAGUUUUGGUGUUUGGCUCCAGCCUUGAUAGAGACUGACCGCCCGCCCAGUUCCCCCAGGAUCCGAAUUGGACUGUGGCUUCAUUGGAGAGGUGAUUAUUGCUUGUUUCUGGGGCCGUUGCAGUUUCGGUUUGUUUUCGAAAGUUUUUCUUUUGAUUUUUUUGGGAGUGAGGGGAACAGAGAGAGAGAGAGAGAGAGAGAGAACCUCGCUCCGACCAUAUGUUUGGAUCGUGGCACCUAAAAGAUUGAUUGAUUGUCAGAUUCACACAGUCAUACUAAGUGCCAAAGUUCUGUCAUGUCUGCAACUUCUUAAACACAAAAAAAUUGUGAAUGUAUCUCCUGUUCGAUUGGGUCAAAUCUGUUGUCGUUUUAGUGCUGGGUGUGGUGAUCCUGUCACUGGGAUUUUGACGGUUAAAUAUAAACGUUGCCUUUUUAACUAUUUUCCUGUAAAUGUACAUAUUCAUAAUGUCAUAUUUAUCACUUUGUAAUUUAAUUAUCGGUAUUUACGUGCCGCGCUGAAACAAUAUUUAUGAAGAAUCAUUUUCUAACGAAACCUAUGUACAGUUUUUUUUUGAGAAAAAAGGGUUAUA